CCCCUUCCCGACUCUGCCUUGCUCACAUAGAGCAGCUGUUGCCGUUCUGCUGCUGUCCCAUCCAGCCGUCACCAUGAGCCAGUCCUAUUCCUCCAGCCAGCGGCUCUCCUCAUACCGCCGUACCUUUGGCGGUGGGGCAGUUUCGCCUUCCUUCCCGCGUGCCUCCUUUGGCAGCAAGGGCUCCUCUGCCAGCUCUGUCACCUCUCGGGUCUACCAGGUAUCUCGCAGUGCUGCGCCACCCAGCUUAUCCAGCUUCCGUGCCAGCUACUCAGCUCCCCUGCGUUCAGCUUAUCAAGGUGCUGGUGAGCUCCUCGACUUUUCUCUGGCCGAUGCCAUGAACCAAGAGUUCCUGCAGACACGCACCAAUGAGAAGGUAGAGCUGCAAGAACUCAACGACCGCUUUGCCAGCUACAUUGAGAAGGUGCGUUUCUUGGAGCAGCAGAAUGCGCUCAUGGUGGCCGAGGUAAACCGGCUCAAGGGCAAAGAACCUACCCGAGUGGCUGAGAUCUAUGAAGAGGAGCUGAGGGAGCUGCGGCGCCAGGUGGAGCUGCUGACCAGCCAGCGAGCACGUGUGGAUGUGGAGAGGGACAAUCUACUGGAUGACCUCCAGAAACUGAAGCAAAGACUGCAGGAGGAGAUCCACCUUAAGGAAGAAGCAGAGAACAAUUUAGCUGCCUUCAGAGCUGAUGUUGAUGCAGCCACUCUGGCUCGUAUUGACUUGGAAAGGCGCAUUGAAUCCUUGCAGGAGGAGAUUGCAUUCCUCAAAAAGGUACACGAAGAGGAAAUCCGGGAGUUGCAAUCACAGCUGCAGGAGCAGCAAAUUCAAGUGGAGAUGGAUGUAUCAAAGCCAGACCUGACGGCUGCGCUGCGUGAUAUCCGAGCCCAGUAUGAGACCAUUGCUGCAAAGAAUAUCUCUGAGGCUGAGGACUGGUACAAGUCCAAGGUAUCCGACCUAACUCAGGCUGCCAAUAAAAACAACGAUCAACUGCGCCAAGCCAAGCAGGAGAUGAUGGAAUACCGGCACCAGAUCCAGUCAUACACCUGUGAGAUCGAUGCACUCAAGGGCACGAAUGACUCCUUGAUGAGACAGAUGAGGGAGAUGGAGGAGCGCUUUGCUGGUGAGGCUGGCGGUUAUCAAGAUACCAUCCAGAGGCUUGAAGAAGAGAUCCGACACUUGAAGGAUGAGAUGGCACGGCACCUGCGCGAGUACCAGGACUUGCUCAAUGUCAAGAUGGCUCUUGACGUGGAGAUAGCCACUUACCGCAAGCUUCUGGAAGGCGAGGAGAGCAGAAUUUCGCUGCCCAUCCAAACCUUUUCUGCAAUCAACUUCCGAGAGACCAGUCCAGAGCAGCGGAGCUCUGAGGUCCAUACUAAGAAAACUGUGACUAUCAAAACCAUUGAGACACGUGACGGGGAGGUGGUGAGUGAAGCCAUGCAGCAGCAGCGUGAAAUGCUGUAGAUCCAGACAUCCUCGGAAAGGCAACCGGCCUAUCUCAACCCUCUCCCACCCAUGCACAAAGACAUGGGGCUGCUGACUCUCCUGCAUACCCAUCUCAUGAUGGAACUAUGGGAGAGCCCCACACAUGCAACCAAGUGUAUGAGGCUCUCCCUACACCCAGUCCUCCAAAGCCUCUCUCCUUCUGCUUCCCUUUUGCUUUUUCUGCCCCAGGAGCUGGGGGGAGAGGAGGGGAGCGGAGGGGGAGGACUGACAGAGAGGCCCAGCUCUAUGCCUGUAUAUGUCCAUGUGCAUGCAUUGGAGGGAGGCUUCCUGCCACUGUAGGGUCUGAAGCUCUGGCCACCACUUGCACAUAGAACUUUCACCCAUCCUUACUGCAUCAUUCAUGCACUGACCCAUGCAAACCCUCCCUUAGGUAGCUUCACCCUGAACCUCAGCACAGAAACAGGCCCCUGCUCCCUCCAUGGCACGGCAGUUAGCAGUGACGUUUGGUCUGCAGGCCAUGGAGGGACAGGAGAAGGGGAGGGAGGGAAAGAGGUUGUAGCCCAGAGCAUGAGGAUGAGCCAUCUGCCCAGCCUUGCCUCCGGGACCAAAGCCACAGAGCACCCCUCCCCCCAGUGGAGCGGGACUCCUUGCCUGGGGGUUGGCAGGACUUCUCUUGCUUCAGUGAAGAUUCCUCCCUCUAGCUGAGCAAGUCUCCUUAUCUUGCCUUGCCAUUUGAGGUGAAGGUGGACCCUUCCACCUAUGUAGGGCUUCCUGCCAAUGCAGUGGCAAGAUGAGGAAUAGAACCCCAGAUGCUGAAGUGCUUUUUUAAAAAAAUCCCUUGUGAUUGGGGCUUGGCCUCAAACAGGAUAAAUGCGCCACCCUUGCUGCAAAGUAAAGCUCAUAGUCUGGAAUGUGGCCCAUGAGGGUCAACAAGGAGGAGGAAGAGGACUCCAAGGACCCGAUGCACCCAUUUGAGGCUCCCUUGUCUUCUCCCCAGAUCUUAAAUCUGUCCUGCAUGGGGUGCCACAAGGGGCUGUUGAAGGGAGUUGGACAAGAUAAGAGAAGAAACUGGCAGGUGACGGAUAGGGGGGAAAGAGAGAGGAAUAAAUUAUGGGUGUGAGAGGAAGAGGAGACGGAGAGAGAGGCUGCUAUGCCCCUGACCCUCCCACUUAACACAUACCUGGCUCUGAUUAAUAAAGUAUGGAGCACAAAAAAA
Messenger RNA from Heteronotia binoei (common prickly gecko), 2657 nucleotides. RefSeq names its product desmin (gene DES). Lineage: Eukaryota; Metazoa; Chordata; Lepidosauria; Squamata; Gekkonidae. The record is from RefSeq and is a predicted model, not a curated record. The transcript has 9 exons. Bases 74 to 1459 code for a protein of 461 amino acids. Gene Ontology annotation, biological process: skeletal muscle organ development. Gene Ontology annotation, cellular component: intermediate filament; cell-cell junction; sarcolemma.